Messenger RNA from Saprolegnia parasitica CBS 223.65, 498 nucleotides. RefSeq lists its product as hypothetical. Lineage: Eukaryota; Oomycota; Saprolegniomycetes; Saprolegniales; Saprolegniaceae. The transcript has 2 exons. The record is from RefSeq and is a predicted model, not a curated record. Gene Ontology annotation, cellular component: vacuolar membrane. Gene Ontology annotation, molecular function: amino acid transmembrane transporter activity. Gene Ontology annotation, biological process: amino acid transmembrane transport. The annotation marks the transcript as partial.
AUGGCGCGCUGGUUGACGCUCGAGGACGCGAAGGCGUCCUUCAACCUCUUUUGCUGCGUCUAUGGCAUCGGCACGUUGGGCAUGCCCGGCAACUUUGCCCGCGCCGGGCCGACCUGCGGCGCGCUCGCGCUCGCCUUUAUGGGCGUCGCCAACGUCUACGCCUCGGUCGUCUGCAGCAAGGUCAUGCUCCGUGCGCCAGGCUCCGUGCAAACGUUUGCCGACCUCGGCGGCUGGGCGCUGGGCCGCCACGGGCGACUCGCCGUCAUUGCCUCGCAGCUCGGUGUCUGCCUCUUUGUGCCCUGCGCCUUUCUCGUCCUCGGCGGCUCGCUCCUCGACACCGUGAUCCCGGACGCGUUCUCGCCGCGGCACUGGACGAUCCUCAUGGCCAUGACGAUCCUCCCGAUCUGCCUCGUGCCGACGCUCAAGGAAGGCGCGGCGGCCGCGCUCGCGGGCUGCAUUGGCACGAUCGUCGCCGAUUUUUUAGCCCUCGGCGUCCUC